AUGAAGCCCACCAUUUUCGCCGCCCUCGCCGUCGCAUUGGCCGCCGCGCCCGCCUCCGCCGAGACCAACUCUAUGCGGGCCGGCAACGUCUGCGUCGCCGAGGGGGACAAGCGCUGCACCGACAACCCGGCCAAGGGCAACGUCCUCGAUUUCCCCGAGUCCAAGACCCCGAGCCUGCCCAAGCAAAGCGCUCAGGACCUCGGCGCCUCGGUUAAUCAGGCUAAGAAGCGCGCUGGGGAGCUGGCCGAGCGCGGUAUAAAGAGGAAAAAAUUUACCAUUCCAACGAAAAAUAAGGGCUCGACAAUUUCCGACUUUGAGAUUCGCAACGUGGAGUUCCAGAUCGUCACGUCUGCUAUGGGCAAUAUCGACGUCCAAGUCAUCAACAAGUCAAACAAGAAUAUCAAAUGGAAUGUUUUGGUGGUACCUUGA
This is a messenger RNA of Colletotrichum higginsianum IMI 349063, 429 nucleotides long. RefSeq lists its product as uncharacterized. The transcript has 2 exons. Lineage: Eukaryota; Fungi; Ascomycota; Sordariomycetes; Glomerellales; Glomerellaceae. The record is from RefSeq and is a predicted model, not a curated record. The coding region runs from base 1 to 429 and encodes 142 amino acids.